AUGAUGAAAUUGUUGACUUCAAUUGCACUUGUAUUUUCCCUCUUGUUCUUUUUUGUUAAUCAAGUUAGAGGAGGUGGGGCUAAGGCCCUUCCUGAGAAUCCACCAAUUACAGACACAGUGUUUUUCGAUAUUGAGGAAGAAGGAAAACCUAUUGGUCGUAUUGUUAUAGGAUUAUUCGGCACGGUUGUACCUAAAACCGUUGAGAACUUCAAGACAAUUGCCGAGUCGACUAAUCCAGAACAACAAUAUACCAACUCUAUUUUCCACCGUGUUAUCAAGAAUUUUAUGAUUCAGGGAGGCGACUAUGAAUACGGAGAGGGUUAUGGCGGUCAGUCAAUUUAUGGCAAGAAAUUUGAAGAUGAAAAUUUCACUUUGAAGCACGACAGAAAGUAUAGACUCAGUAUGGCUAAUGCUGGAAAAAAUACAAAUGGAUCUCAAUUUUUCAUUACCACGGCUAUCACGAGUUGGUUAGAUGGUAAGCACGUUGUGUUUGGCGAAGUUAUUGAUGGUAAAGAUGUUGUUGACUAUAUCGAAAAUGUAAAGACAGGCCGUGGCGAUCGUCCUGCUAAGGAAAUUAAGAUCAAAAAAGCCGGUAAGAUUGAUAACAACAACGAUAAUGAAAAGAUUGAAAAGGAUGAGCUUUGA
Molecule: messenger RNA, 645 nt
Organism: Lodderomyces oxycetoniae
Lineage: Eukaryota; Fungi; Ascomycota; Pichiomycetes; Serinales; Debaryomycetaceae
Gene: CYP5
Product: peptidylprolyl isomerase family protein
Exons: 1
Coding region: 1-645 (214 amino acids)
Biological process (GO): protein peptidyl-prolyl isomerization; protein folding
Molecular function (GO): peptidyl-prolyl cis-trans isomerase activity
Source: RefSeq, a predicted model, not a curated record